Messenger RNA from Odocoileus virginianus texanus, 8826 nucleotides. The record is from RefSeq and is a predicted model, not a curated record. NCBI's taxonomy places the organism in Eukaryota, Metazoa, Chordata, Mammalia, Artiodactyla, Cervidae.
AUUAAUUCGUUGUCAGUUGCAGCAUUUGCAAAAAUUUUCUCCCAUUCUGUAGGUUGUCUUUUAAACGACACUUAGACUUAGUGGAAAGUUGCAACAAUGAUACAGUGAGUUUCCAAAUGUUUCUCACCCUGCUUCCCUAACUUUAACAUCUUAUAUAAUCCGAGUGCAAUUGUCAAUAAAAGGAAACUCAUACUGAUACUAUAUUAUUAACUGUCACUUUUCUACAUAGUCACAACCCUAGUUCUUAAAGUUAUUCAGUGUUUUAUUAACUUCUUGACCUUGCUACUUUUUGUCUGAUAUUGCUCAAUUUAGGCUUGUCUGCUGUUUUCUCAUGAUUAGAGUGAAGUUAUGCAUUUUAAGCCAAAAUAACACAAACAUGUUCUACCUGUGGGGCAAGAUUUUAGAAAUGUUCAUAUUCUGAAUACUUUAUUUUCCACUAUGAACAUAUUCUGUUACCUGUAUACAUUUUGUGGAGACAGGCAUAGGUAUUCUACCAAUCAAAUUAUCUUCUAUUUAGCCACAUAAAAUGUCCAUUUCUCCCUUAUGUCCACUGAAUUGGUAGGUAUGUUAUAUUCCCAAAUAAGAUGCAUGUAAAAUUCCUAGAAUUCAAAGAAAAAAAUAUCAGUGUUCUCCCUAAUACACUGGGAUGCCAGGCUAUAUGAGGUUAACUCCUCAGAUGAUUUUCCUAUUGAUGCAAAAAUAAAUAGUUGGAUUUUAAAAGAUCUGUGUUCUGGACGAUAAAUAAUCCCUUUGCAUGUACUAUGGUUUCUACUUUAAUCUUGCUCCCUACCAUGCGCCGCCGCCUCCCCCCUCCCCGACUGUUUGGUGGUCACAGUGUCCAUCACAGUGUAGUUUAUGGUGAAGCCACUGUUUCCAGAGUUACUCAGCAGCAUGCGUUGCUUGUCAAUGUAGAAGCCAGGAGAUGAAAUAGCUGUCAGCCUGGUGGGCUUGUGUCUUCCUUGUCUGUGAAGAAGACUGCUUUUUCCUCCCCUGUGAGAGCCCUUGGAGGAGCCAGAGCCCGUGUGGAGGUCGUGGCCGUGAGCCCUGCUGGCGGGGGCCGUGGUCACUUUGUGGCCAUGAGUCCUGCUGGCGGGGGCCGUGGUCACUUUGUGGCUGUGAGCUGGCGGGGGCCGUGGUCACUUUGUGGCUGUGAGUCCUGCUGGCAAGGGCCGUGGUCACUGUGGCUGUGAGCUGGCGGGGGCCGUGGUCACUUUGUGGCUGUGAGUCCUGCUGGCAGGGGCUGUGGUCACUUUGUUUAUACGGGUAGAGCACGCGCUCAGUCCCUGCCAGGGCUCCAUUAUACCGCCUGCUGGGCCCACGCGGGGCUCUGUGGGGAUCCCCGGUUGGGCCGUUUCCAGGCACCUUGCUCUGCCCUCCCUGGAGUGUUUUGUGGUGCUGCGUCUUCAUCCCACCCCUCAGGCUGGAGCCCCAUGUUCCCGGCACCCUGCUGCUCCCUGAAGAACCUGCCCUGAGGGCCCAGUUCUGUGGGUUUCCUCCUGGGACGUGCCCCCUGCAACCCGCUGCCUCAAUCAGGCUCCUGCCCUGUCUUCCUUUAUCAGACCUCACAGAUCUGUGUGUGUGGGUGUGUGCACACAUCUGGUACCCAGCACCACCGUCCUCACCCCAGCAAGGAGCCCUGUUCCUGGCAGGAGUCACCCCCAUCUGUCCCUCUGCCCCGGCCCCCGCCUCCUUCCUGCUUCUGUGGCCUCAUGGAGUCUGGACGGUCCACAUAAAUGGAGUCAGCAGUCUGUGGCCUUGGUCUUCUUUUAAUGGCUGCGUUCUCAAGGUUCAUCCAGGUGGUGGCAAGUGCAGCACUGUAGUCUGUUUUAUGACUGAAUAAUCACCCAUUGGCUGCGUGGACACACCAUGUUUUCUGUAUCUGUCCGUUGAUGGACAUUUGAGUUGUCCCCACCUUUAAUCUGUCAUGAAUAUUGCUGCUGUGAACAUUCAUGGGAGCCGUAUGGGCUGGCCCUGCCCUGCUGCUGGGUGGUGCCAGAGGCUUUGAUGAUGAUUCGAAUCGCAGCCUUAAAUGCUAGCUCCACGGUCGAAGACGAUCAUGAAGGAAGCUGUAAAAGUCACAAGACCCAGACAAAGGAGGCGCAGGAAGCAGAGGCUUUUGCCUUGUACCACAAGGCCCUGGAUCUGCAGAAGCAUGACCGAUUUGAGGAGUCCGCCAAGGCCUACCACGAGCUGCUGGAGGCACGCCUGCUGCGGGAGGCGGUUCCGUCUGGUGAUGAGAAGGAGGGGCUGAAGCACCCUGGGCUGAUGCUGAAGUACUCCACGUACAAGAACCUGGCGCAGCUGGCUGCCCAGCGGGAGGACCUGGAGACGGCCAUGGAGUUCUACCUGGAGGCGGUCAUGCUGGACUCCACAGACGUCAACCUCUGGUAUAAGAUUGGACACGUGGCCCUGAGGCUCAUCCGGGUGCCCCUGGCUCGCCACGCGUUUGAGGAAGGGCUUCGGUGCAACCCUGACCACUGGCCCUGCCUGGACAACCUCAUCACUGUCCUGUACACCCUCGGCGACUACACCACAUGCCUGUACUUCAUCUGCAAGGCCUUGGAGAAGGACUGCUGCUACAGCAAGGGGCUGGUGCUCAAGGAGAAGAUCUUCCAGGAGCAGCCGUGCCUCCGCCAGGACUCCCUCCGCAUGUUCCUCAAGUGUGACAUGUCCAUCCACGAGGUGUCAGUGAGCCCAGCCGAGUCGCAGGCCAUCGUGGACGAGGCCCUGGGGCUGCGCAGGAAGCGGCAGGCGCUGACGGUGCGCGAGAAGGAGCCGGACCUGAAGCUGGUGCAGCCCAUCCCCUUCCUCACCUGGAAGUGCCUCGGCGAGAGCCUGCUGGCCACGUACCGCCACCUCACCACCUGCGAGCCCCCGCGGCCCAGCCUCGGCAAGAGGGUCGACCUGUCUGACUAUCAGGACCCCGGACAGCGCCCCUCGUCCCCUGAGGAGGCGGCGCCCGUCAGCGUGCUCCAGCCACGCCCCGCCAGCGCCAGUCCCGCUGCCUCUGCAGCGGAGCCCCUGCUGUCGUUCACCCCCGUGCCCGCGGCCAGCUUCCCGCUGCACAGCCCCAGCCUGCUGGAGACGGGCGUCCCCCCUGGUGAUGUCUCCGGGGGAGAUAAAUCCAAGAAAGGAGUGAAACGGAAAAAGAUUUCCGAGGAGAGCGGGGAGACAGCGAAGCGGCGGUCUGCCCGCGUCCGAAACACCAAGUGCAAGAAGGAAGAGAAGGUGGACUUCCAGGAGCUGCUGCUGAAGUUCCUGCCGUCCAGGUUGAGAAAGCUGGACCCUGAGGAGGAAGACGACCCCUUUAAUAGCUACGAAGUCCCUCCAGAGGCCAGGCUGGAGAGCUUCCCCAGUGCAGGGCCCCACAGACUGUCCUCCGACUCGGCCACAUUCAUGGAGUCUGAGAAGCAGGACGUGCACACCUUCCUGCUGGGGAACCUGAGCAAUGGGGGCAUCCUGGAGCUGAUGAUGCGCUUCCUGAAGAGCAUGGGCCGCAGGUUCCUGCUGCGCUGGCCGCCCGGCCUGGCGGAGGUCGUGCUCAGCACCUACCACAACUGGCGGCGGCACAGUGCCAGCCUGCCCAACCCGCUGCUCAGGGACUGCAGCAACCGGCACAUCCAGGAGAUGAUGCUGAUGUCCCUCUCCUGCAUGGAGCUGCAACUGGACCAGUGGCUGUUGACCAAGGGCCGGAGCUCUGCAGUGUCUCCUCGGAACUGCCCCGCAGGCGUGGUGAAUGGCAGGUUCGGACCCGACUUCCCAGGGGCCCACUUCCUGGGGGACCUCCUGCAGCUGUCGUUUGCCUCAUCCCAGCGGGACCUGUUUGAGGAUGGGUGGCUGGAGUUUGUGGUCCGCGUGUACUGGUUGAAGGCUCGAUUCCUGGCGCUGCAGGGAGACAUGGAACAGGCCCUGGAGAACUACGCCAUCUGCACAGAGCUGCUGCAGGGCGCGGCUGCCUCGGGCGCUGAGCAGGGAGGCGUGGUCGUCCGCCUGCCCAACCUGCACAACGACUCGGUGGUCUCUCUGGAGGAGAUUGACAAGAACCUGCGGUCGCUGGAGCGGUGCCAGUCUCUGGAGGAGACGCAGCGGCUGUACGAGGCCGGCGACCACCGCGCUGUCGUGCGCCUGCUGCGCCCCACCUUGUGUCCCAGCGGAUUUGACCGUGCCAAGCACCUGGAGUUCAUGACGUCCGUGCCCGAGAGGCCGGCCCAGCUGCUGCUGCUGCAGGACUCCUUGCUCCGGCUGGAGGACCACCGGCAGUGCUUCGAGUGCUCCGAUGUGGCUCUGAAUGAGGCGGUCCAGCAGAUGGUCAAUGCCACCGAGACUGCCGCCAAGGAGGAGUGGGUGGCCACAGUGACCCAGCUACUGCAGGGCAUGGAGCAGGCUCUGUCGGCGGACGGCAGCAUCCUGCAGGACUUGUCCUCCGCCGGUGGCCUCACCCGGCUCACCAACAACCUCAUCCAGGUCAUCGACUGCAGCAUGGCCAUGCAGGAGGAGCCCAAGGAGCCCCACGUGACUUCAGUGCUGCCCUGGGUCAUCCUGUACCGGGUCAUCCGGCAGGAGGAGGACGCCUUCCGCUCCCUGUGCCACCAGCAGCAGCUCCAGAGCCCAGCGGAUGAAGCGUCGGCUGAACCGCCCAUGCUCCCCUCGUCCCUCAUGCUGCUCAACACAGCCCACGAGUACCUGGGCCGGCGGGCCUGGUGCUGUAACUCCGACGGGGCCUUGCUGCGGUUCUACGUGCGCGUGCUGCAGAAGGAGCUGGCUGCGUCCCCCUCGGCGGACACGCACCCGUACAAGGAGGAGCUGGAGACCGCGCUGGAGCAGUGCUUCUACUGCCUGUACAGCCACCCCAGCAAGAAGAGCAAGGCCCGCUACCUGGAGGAGCACUCGGCCCAGCAGGUGGACCUGCUGUGGGAGGAUGCCCUCUUCAUGUUCGACUACUUCAAGCCCAAGACCCUUCCCGAGUUUGACAGCUACAAGACCAGCACCGUGUCCGCCGACCUGGCCAACCUCCUGAGGAGGAUCGCCACCAUCGUGCCCCGUGCUGCGCGGCCCGCCCUGAGCCUGGACAGAGUGUCCGCCUACAUCGAGGGCACCUCUGUCGAGGUGCCCUGCCUCCCUGAAGGGGCCGACCCCUCCCCUCCAGUGGUCAACGAGCUCUACUACCUCCUGGCCGAUUACCACUUCAAGAACAAGGAGCAGUCCAAGGCCGUCAAGUUCUACAUGCACGACAUCUGCGUCUGCCCCGACAGGUUUGACUCCUGGGCGGGCAUGGCCCUGGCCCGGGCCAGCCGCAUCCAAGACAAGCUGAACUCCAACGAGCUGAAGAGCGACGGGCCCAUCUGGAAGCACGCCACGCCCGUGCUCAGCUGCUUCCGGCGGGCGCUCGAGAUCGACAGCUCCAACCUGUCCCUGUGGAUCGAGUUCGGCACCAUGUCCUACGCCCUGCACUCCUUCGCCUCGCGCCAGCUGAAGCAGUGGAGGCCUGAGCUGCCCGCCGAGCUGGUGCAGCAGCUGGAGGAGCGGCGGGACAGCAUGCUGGAGACAGCGCGGCACUGCUUCACGGCGGCGGCGCGCUGCGAGGGCGACGGGGACGAGGAGGAGUGGCUCAUCCACUACAUGCUGGGCAAGGUGGCCGAGAAGCAGCAGCAGCCACCCACCGUGUACCUGCGGCACUACCGCCAGGCCGGCCACCUCCUGCACGAGGAGGCGGCCCGCUACCCCAAGAAGAUCCACUACCACAACCCGCCCGAGCUGGCCAUGGAGGCCCUGGAGGUGUACUUCCGGCUCCAUGCAUCCAUCCUGAAGCUCCUGGGGAGGCCUGAUUCUGGGGUCAGUGCAGAGGUCCUGGUGAGCUUCAUGAAGGAGGCUGCAGAAGGGCCCUUUGCCAGGGGCGAGGAGAAGAACGCGCCGAAAGCCUCAGAGAAGGAGAAGGCCUGCCUGGCGGACGAGGACUCCCGCUCUUCAGCUGGGACGCUGCCGGGCCCCGGAGCCCCCCUGCCCUCCUCUGGCCCAGGUCUGACUUCCCCACCUUACACAGCCACUCCGGUUGACCACGAUUACGUCAAAUGUAAAAAACCCCACCAGCAGGCAACGCCGGACGAGCGCAGCCAGGACAGCUCGGCCGUGGCGCUCUCGGAUUCCAGCUCCACCCAGGACUUCUUCGGCGAGCCCGCCGGCUCCCAGGAGGGCUCCCGGAGGCCCUGCGCAGAGAAGAGGCUGCCCGCUCCCGGCUCCCAAGCAGGACUGCCUGGUAAAGACCUUCCGGUGGCCACAGAGGAAAGAGGGAGAGCUGAAGAGUCGUCGGAGAGCACGGACGGCUCCCGGGCCACCGAGCAGGGCAGCCAGAAGCCUGCCGCCGACCCCCAGGGCCCCGCCAGCGGCCCUGCCAAGCCCCAGACGCCUGGGCCAGCCCCGGCCGAUGGGAGGAAGCGGGCGGACGCGCCUGGGGAGCUGCUGGCCUUCCCCCAGGGGCUGCCUGCCGGGGCGGAGGAGCAGCGGCAGUUCCUCACGGAGCAGUGCGUGGCCUCGCUGCGCCUCUGCCUCGGACGCUUCCCGCAGCACUACAAGAGCCUGUACCGGCUAGCCUUCCUCUAUACCCACAGCAGGACCCACCGGAACCUCCAGUGGGCCCGCGACGUGUUGCUAGGCAGUGGUAUCCCGUGGCAACAGCUGCAGCACAUGCCGGCACAGGGGCUCUUCUGCGAGAGGAACAAGACCAAUUUCUUCAACGGCAUCUGGCGGAUCCCCGUGGACGAGAUCGACCGGCCGGGCAGCUUCGCCUGGCACAUGAACCGCUCCGUCGUGCUUCUGCUCAAGGUGCUGGCCCAGCUGCGGGACCACGGCACCCUGCUCAAGGUCUCCUCCAUGCUGCAGCGCACCCCGGACCAGGGCAAGAAGUAUCUGCGAGAUGCUGACCGCCAGGUCCUGGCACAGCGGGCGUUCAUCCUCACUGUGAAGGUGCUGGAGGACACGCUGAGCGAGCUCACGGAGGGGUCGGAACGCCCCGGGCCCAAGGCCUGCGGCCUCCCCGGAGCCAGAAUGACCACGGACGUCUCCCACAAAGCCAGUCCCGAGGACAGCAAGGAGGGUCUCCCGCACCCCAAGAAGCCCCCUCUGGCUGAUGGCUCAGGGCCAGGCGCUGAGCCAGGGGGCAAAGUGGGCCCCCUCAACCACCGGCCCCUGGCCAUGGACGCGGGGGAGGGCACAGACCAGGCUGGGGAGCGCAGGGACAAGGAGAGCCCCCGGGCCGGCCCCACCGAGCCCAUGGACACGGGGGACGCUGCCGCCCGAGGCCCGGACUCCGAGAGGGGGCCGCCGCCCCUGCAGCCAGGCUGCCCCCCGAGGGACCGGGGCCCUGAGAGCCGGCCCGCCGAGCUGUCCCUGGAGGAGCUGAGCAUCAGUGCCCGGCUCCCACGGCCCAGCCGCAAGAGGAAGCUCCUGGAGGACACGGAGUCCGGCAAGACGCUCCUGCUGGAUGCCUACCGCGUGUGGCAGCAGGGCCAGAAGGGCGUGGCCUACGACCUGGGCCGCAUCGAGAGGAUCAUGUCAGAGACCUACAUGCUCAUCAAGCAGGUGGACGAGGAGGCCGCCCUGGAGCAGGCCGUGAAGUUCUGUCAGGUCCACCUCGGGGCUGCCGCCCAGAGGCAGGCGGCAGGGGACACGCCCACCACCCCGAAGCACCCCAAGGACUCCCGAGAGAGCAUCUUCCCCACCACCGCGGCCCCCGCAGCCCCUGAGCCCGUGCUGGUGGAUGCCCCGCCACGGCCCAGUGACGGCCACACCAAGCCUCGCCCUGUGCCAGCCGCCGCCUCCACCCCAGACCUGGCCAAGGACGCCGGGCCCCCGCGGCCACACCGGCCCGAGGCCGCCCCCAGCACGUCGUCUCUGCACCCAGCAGGCCUGUCGCUGCGCGGAGGUGUGGGCGCCUCCUGCCCGGUGACCCCCAAGUGCCGUCUACACCCCCCGCCCACCAUGUUCCUCCUCCCACGGAGGCUCAGCAGAGCGCAGGGUCUGGACCCCGGGCUCACGCGCCGUCUUGGCGGGGGAGAGGAGCCGGUGGGAGGCGCAGAGGGCCCGGGCUUCCCGCCCCAGGAGCCGCGGGACAGUGAGCACCUGAAGAUGGCUGCGGAGGCCGCCCCUCAGACCAGCACCCAGCCCGCCUGCAGCCAGGACGGGAAUGGUUCGGGUGGUGCGGAGCCCAAGUUAGGACGCCUGGCCGAGGAGCAGUUCGCCCGGCCCAGAUGGAGCAGGGCGGGGAGGCCGGGGCAGCCAGUGGCCAGCUCCAAGGCGCCUGGCGGUGGGAGUGCCCCACCCCCCGAGGGCCCCCCGGGCAAGGCUGAGCCUGGCCGGGCCAAGUCACGCCUGCUGCCCAACAUGCCGAAGCUGGUCAUCCCCUCAUCCACCACCAAGUUCCCCCCUGAGAUCACUGUCACACCGCCCACCCCGACCCUGCUCUCGCCCAAAGGCAGCAUCUCGGAGGAGACCAAGCAGAAGCUGAAGUCGGCCAUCCUGUCCGCGCAGUCGGCUGCCACGGUGCGGAAGGAGAGCUUGUGCCAGCCGGCGCUGGAGGUGCUGGAGACGUCGAGCCAGGAGUCCUCUCUGGAGAGCGAGACGGACGAGGACGAGGACUACAUGGACAUCUGAGGGCCCGCCCCGGCCCCGCCCGGCCCCCGAGCUCUGCAGGGCCUGCGUCCUUUUUAUGACAUGUUGACUUUGUAAACGUGCCCCCUCCCCGCCGUGUCCACGUUCCGCAGGCUCUGCCUGGGUCACAGCGGUGGAGGGUCCUUUUUUUUGGUUGCUUUUCUAAUAAAGAUGAAACAGUCA